Mycotypha africana is the source of this 1657-nucleotide messenger RNA. Its product is annotated as tubulin alpha-1 chain. Lineage: Eukaryota; Fungi; Mucoromycota; Mucoromycetes; Mucorales; Mycotyphaceae. The transcript is spliced from 5 exons. The record is from RefSeq and is a predicted model, not a curated record. Gene Ontology annotation, molecular function: structural constituent of cytoskeleton; GTP binding. Gene Ontology annotation, biological process: microtubule cytoskeleton organization; mitotic cell cycle. Bases 138 to 1487 code for a protein of 449 amino acids. Gene Ontology annotation, cellular component: microtubule; cytoplasm.
UAAUUUUUAAAGGCAAUCUUUGGCGCCUUUAACUUUUGCCUGAAAUUAAAGUCUUACUUCUGCAACACACCUUCCUUUUUCACCCCUUUCCUUUCUUCUGUAACUUUCUCCUCCAAAGAUCGAAGUAAGAACUAAAAAUGAGAGAAGUCAUUUCCCUUCACGUCGGUCAGGCUGGUGUACAGAUCGGUAACUCUUGUUGGGAAUUGUAUUGUCAUGAACAUGGCAUUUUGCCCGAUGGCCGAUUUCCUGAAGGCAGCCAUGUCAACGAUCAUUCUUUCGAAACCUUCUUUUCCGAAACUGAAGGAGGCAAACAUGUACCUCGUACUGUUAUGGUAGAUUUAGAGCCUUCUGUAAUUGACGAAACUCGUACUGGUGCCUAUAGAGAAUUGUUCCAUCCUGAACAAUUAAUCAGUGGAAAGGAAGAUGCAGCCAACAAUUAUGCUCGUGGCCAUUACACUGUGGGUAAAGAAAUGGUGGAUAAUGUUUUGGAUCGUGUCCGUAAAUUAGCAGACAACUGCUCUGGGCUUCAAGGCUUUUUGGUCUUCCACUCCUUUGGUGGUGGUACUGGUUCUGGUUUCGGUGCCCUUUUGAUGGAACGUCUCUCUGUGGAUUACGGCAAGAAGUCCAAGCUCGAGUUUUCUGUUUACCCCGCACCUCAGCUCUCUACCUCCGUUGUCGAACCUUACAAUUCUAUUUUGACCACGCAUACCACUUUGGAGCACUCUGAUGUGUCCUUCAUGGUCGACAAUGAAGCCAUCUAUGAUAUCUGUCGCCGCAAUUUAGAUGUUGAGCGCCCCACGUAUUCCAAUUUGAACCGUCUUAUCGCUCAAGUGGUGUCAUCCAUCACCGCUUCUUUACGUUUUGAUGGUUCUCUUAAUGUUGAUUUGAACGAAUUUCAAACCAAUCUGGUUCCUUAUCCCCGUAUUCACUUUCCCCUGGUGACCUAUGCACCUAUUAUUUCUGCAGCAAAGGCUUACCACGAACAAAUGUCCGUCCCUGAAAUCACUUACUCCUGUUUUGAACCCAACAACCAAAUGGUCAAAUGCGACCCUCGCAACGGUAAAUACAUGGCUUGCUGUCUUCUCUAUCGUGGUGAUGUUGUUCCCAAGGAUACCAAUGCUGCGAUUGCGGCUAUCAAGACGAAGCGUACUAUUCAAUUUGUUGACUGGUGUCCUACCGGUUUCAAAGUGGGUAUUAACAAUCAACCUCCUACGGUUGUCCCUGGCGGUGAUCUGGCCAAGGUUCAGCGUGCUGUUUGUAUGUUGUCCAACACAACUGCUAUCGCUGAAGCUUGGGCACGCUUGGAUCACAAGUUCGAUUUGAUGUACGCUAAACGUGCUUUCGUUCAUUGGUACGUGGGUGAAGGUAUGGAAGAAGGCGAAUUCUCUGAGGCUCGUGAGGAUUUAGCCGCUUUAGAAAAGGACUAUGAAGAAGUAGGUGCUGAUUCUCUAGGCGACUCUGAAAUGGAAGAAAACGAUGAAUACUAAGACUAGAAAGAGAAAAGCGGGCCACUCCUCAUCAGCCGCCCCUUUUACGGCUUCCCUCUUCGAAAAUCAUACACCUUAAUAUAACUUUCUAGAUUCCUUAAUUAUUAAACAAUAUUAAACAAAAUAACCACAAAGAUCAAGUUAAACAAUAAAAAACAUCAUUGAAAGAA